GAGGGCGGGUGAGUCAGUGGGCGGGUUUCAGCGCGACUGCUCCGUUCAGCUAGGAUUGACAGCUCCUUCCUUCCUUCCUUCCUAGUGUAGCCGUUAGCUCUGCGGCUGUAUCACCGGCUGUUUGAAUGGUUUAGCGGCGGAAAGAAAAGCAGAUCUGUGAUGCGAGUGUUAUUUCAAUACAAAUAGUGUUAACGUUACGGUUGACUUAAUUUACAGAGAAGCCACACUGAAACAAGGUAAGAGGCUGAGUGACUGAGAGAAGGAACAAGAGAGAGAGAGAGAGAUAGAUAGAGAGGCCAUGGACCAGCAGAGACAGAGAUCUCUCUCCACAUCAGGAGAAUCGCUGUACGCCGUGCUGGGACUUGAUAAGGCCGCAACGACAGAGGACAUCAAGAAAUGUUACAGGAAACUAGCAUUGAAGUUUCACCCAGACAAGAACCCGGACAACCCAGACGCAUCUGAUAAGUUUAAGGAAAUCAACAAUGCCCACUCAAUCCUCAGCGAUGCCACUAAGAAGAACAUCUAUGACAAAUACGGUUCGCUGGGGCUCUACGUCGCAGAGCAGUUUGGAGAGGAGAACGUCAACACCUACUUUGUUCUGUCCAGCUGGUGGGCGAAGGCCUUGUUUGUCUUCUGCUGCCUGUCCACAGGCUGUUAUUGCUGCUGUUGUCUGUGUUGCUGCUGUAACUGUUGCUGCGGUAAAUGUAAACCUCGGCCGCCCAUGGACCAGGAGCCCGAGUUCUACGUCUCCCCCGAGGACCUGGAGGCCCAGAUGACCGCUGACGAGAGAGAUGGCGGUGAGCCCAUCGUGAUGCAGCCAUCCUCAGCCACAGAAACCACCCAGCUCACCACUGAUGCCCACCAAAGCUACAGGACCGACGCAUACUAGACACACACACACUCACACCUGACAAUGAACCACAGCUAUAGUAUCAACCAAUAACACUCAUACACACACCAGCAAAUACUAGAUACCAUAUCUCACAGUCAGCCAUCACACCGCUCAGUCUAAUCGUUUACCUUUAAUUCACGUUAAUGUGUGUAUAAUAAUGUAAAGUGAGGGGAGAAGGAGGAAAAAUACACACACACAUAAAACAAUUUGCAGAAUGCAGACAACACGAGUGAUCCUGUAUUUCAUCAUGAUUAUCCAGAGUAACAUUCCUCUUUAGAGUAACAGAUGAGCUCAUAGUUCAGCUCACAUUAGGAGGCUAGUAUCAAAAAUAUCCGUCAUGUCCAGGGUUGCAAAAUUCCGGGAAUAUUCAAAGUUGGAAACUUUCAAUGGGAAUAAACUGGAAAUGUUGGGGUAAUUUAACUGUAUGUACCUUGUCAUAAGCAGACAUGCAUGCAAACAUUUAUAAUACAACUUUUAAAAAUGACAUUUCUGACAUUUUGUGAGUAGAACUUUAUUCUUUCAUCGAACAACAAAAACAUGAACGUUGAAUAAAAAAGGUGUAUUCCCUAUGAUCACCACCCCCCAACCCACAUUUUUUUUUUUGUGUGUGUUUUUCCCUGAAUCCUUUCAGGUCAAAAUGCUUUCUUCCUGGACCUCAUCAACGUCCUCCUCACUGCUGUAAAGUUAGUCUACUGUAUACAAAUAAACUUGGUAUUAAAAUGAACAUGGCUUCAGUUUACCAAGUAAUCAAUAUGCUAGGUAAUGACAAACAGUGUUGGGAAAGUUUACUUUCGACAUGAACUAGUUCAGUUCAUAGUUCACAAAUUUUAAAAUGAACUAGUUUAGUUCAUAAUUCAACAUUUUGAACUAAGUUCACAGCUCCAAAAAAUUAACUAGUUGAGUUAUUUUUUUCAAUAUGUUGCAACCUAUAAUUUAAAUCUCUAUCUGUCUGCAAUACCGCUCUUGGCCUCUAUGCAACUCGGCGCUCUCACACUUGCCAGGCAUAGGGCUGAAACGUUCAGACAACACUGAUGACAAAGACGGUCAAAAACAACAGCACGUUUUAUGUUUACGUUUAUGUUUCUGGCAGACAAUGUUCCCAACCAGCUGCAUUCAGGGUCCAGCUGAGUUAGGCGUGCAUAGUCUUGUUCUCAACUACGUUUAAGUUCCCUGUUAUAUGCUUUUGCAAAAAAAAUUCCCAUGGAAACUUUCCGGAAAUUUACUGGAAACUUUCCGCCCCUUUGCAACCCUAGUCAUGUCAGAUGCAGUUAGAAGCACAGAGGGGUAAGCUUUUCAAAACACAGAGACACAUUUACUUCAUACAUUACAAGCUAGUUUUACCUGGAGGAAUUAUGACUGUAUUACAAAAUUCAUGAGGAAAAAAAGCAUUAAACCUAAAAAUUGUGUGUGUUUGCAAACCCUAGUCUAGUGAAUUACCUGCAACUUAAUUCUAGGUAAUUCACCAGUUUAAGAUGAAUCCGGCCAGAGAUUUAAAUCUCUUCUCCUAGAGUAAAACAACCCAAUGUGUAUUUUAACCCUUUUAAGUCUAUUUUCUUCCGUACUACAGCGAUUGUGUGUUGGGCUCUGAGCGAUGCCAAAGCGUGGUCGACCUACACAUGCAAUCUGCAUGACGUACAUUUCGUUGUCUGCCCAUAUCAGCUAGGGUAACCACAGACUGUCCACAUGCAGCCCAAAGGUUAUGACACACACUGUCCCCGUGACAAACUUUGUACACAGACACACAAGACUCUUCUCAGUUUUCUAUUUCGUGCCUCCUCGUCUCCUCUCCCCUCCGUCCUCUUGCCUGUAACCCUGAAAUCAAUCUCUGUGAAUUCAGAAGUGUUUUUGCCACGUGUGACGUAUAAAAGAGGCGUGACACAAAGCUAUGCCCCACUUCACAAUCAGCGGAAGUUGCUUUAAAAGGACGGCUCCAAAGCACAGAGGCCUGUAUCCUUGUCUCCUCUCUCCUUGUGUGUCUAACUUUGCUCGCAUCUCAGAUGAGAGGGACAGGGCGAGGAGAUGAGCAAAGGAAUCGAGGAUGUACAAACUGAAAAAUGAGAAGAGUCCGUAGUACAAACAGAAUUACAUCUGUGUCUGUUUUGGACUAUAUCCGACUUCUGUGUGCUGUUGAGACUACAAGGAAUUGCCAUCUCGCAUAUUUGCCAAGUGGAAAUUUAUGCAAUGCGUUCCAGGAAAGAGUUUUUUGACACGUCAUAGAAGGGUUUUACCCUUGAUGUCUAGAUUUUGGUCUUUAUAUACUACGUGGAUGAGAAACAAGCGGUUUCCUUUUAGCUUGUUAGGUUGUUAAGAAACUCUCUUAAGGCUUCUCGCUCAGUCCAAGGCUGGCAGGAAGUAGAUUACUGAUCCUGUCUAUGAGUGCGGUUAGGAGUUUAAAAGGCCAUGUGGCUGUUUAAAACACUUGUAGUAUAUAGAACAACUUUAUUGUAAGACCAAAGUGUUUCUGCUUAUGUCCUUGAUCAAGGUCAUUUAUUUGUCCUCACCCUUGUGAACAUCACCACAGGAGCUCCUCUCAGUGUGAAGAUGGCAGCUCUCACUCACACAACCAGUGUCCCACUGGCAUCGGGUACCCUCACAAUUGAAACAGUUUGCUCACUUAUAUCUGGUUCAACAGGUUUUGUGCCUCUCCAUUCUGAAAUAAUAAGUGUGGCAUGCAGACUCCAUUAGCAAGUAAAUUCCCAUCAUCCAGCACAUUAAUACUGCACGAUUAAUCAAGUUUGCAGCCAGUCUGAAACAGCUUUCUUGAGGAAACACCUGACUGAACUGAAAUCUACACCAGCCAGAACACAAAGUACUGCUAAAUGUUGACUGUGACGGGUGUGUUUCUACUCCCUCAAAGAACGUCCUGUUCAUUGAGAAGUCUCAAAAGGUCUUCUAGUAAUAAUUAACUCCUAUUAAAUCUUGAAAAAGUUGCUUCAGUUUCUCAGUAGUAGCAGUAAUUAUUGGCCACAUUACUUGUUAUUAACGCUACUGCAUUGUAGAUUUGCCAUGGUCCUCUUCCUUCUCACUUCUUCCUUCUUUUAUACUUUAACCUUAAUCCACGUUUUCUUCCACACCAGGAAUUGGGUUUAGAAAGCUGUGUGUGCUGUGGGAGCCAGUGUUAUUAGUAGAGACAAGUACAAUAUCAUACAUUAGUGACCUCUUGGUGUCAUCCAGAAGAACACACAUAUAUACACUGAUUGAGCCCACUUUUUGUGUGUUUUUAGUUUUUAACUUGUUUUGUGAGAAAGUAAAAAUGCUGUACAUGUCGUUUAAAGUGUAUGUUUAGAUUUAACGUCACUGUAUUUCUUUCGAGUUUUUUUUUCUUCUUUUUCUGUAGAAUUGCUUUCCAUUGUUUUUCUUUUCAUAUUUAUGUUGUUAAUGAAGGGAUGAUAUUGCUAUCCAAAGUCUUAUUUGUUUAUGUGGCAGCAGUUUUGUAGAUUAUAUAAUCCUAAUAGCAACUGAAGAGCAGUUUACAACAAACAGACUGAUUACGUAGAGUAUAAUUUUUCAGAAUAACACUCAUUUUCUUUUUUUGUAGUUUAUCUAUAUUAAGUAGCACUCCAUCUCUGCUAAAGUAGGAAAUGCAGGAACACUGUGGUUGUUUGUGUCAACAGUUUGAUUUUUGUUUGUGAUUGAACCAACCAGGCUAAUUUAUUCAAUAUAUUUUCUUUGAUUCCUCAACCAAACACUUAGUUCAUUAUGUAUUUAUACAUAUCAUGAGACGGUGCAAUAUGAGCUAAAUAAUUCCCCUUAAAUUCUCUUCCAAUGGUCCGAUUGCAAAUUUCAAAGGUUUCAGGGAAUCUGCAGGGUCAUAAUUGUAAAAAAGGUUCUUAAUUAGCUAUUUUUUAAGCAAAGAGAAUAAGAGUUAACACAUUAAAACUGUUCAAAACAGGCUGCUUAAGUCUGAUUGUUAUUCCUUUUAAUAGUAUUUAAGUUUGUAAUUCAGAGUUUGGACUCCAAUUUAGGAUUAAAAAUAUAUUUUUAGGGACCUUUUAAAGAGUUUUUAUGAAACUCGAAGAUGCUCCUUUUGAAUUUGAUUUAUCUUGAUUAGUUUUGUGCUUCAUGUCGUGUCCACUGAAAUGCUACAUUGUUAUUAAAAUCCCUCCUUUCCUUUUUUUGUAAUUUUCCUCUAUUGACCAAACAUGCAACAGUGUCUGAGUGAAUGCCAGGUGAAGCCUGAAAUACAUAAACCUGGAGUCUAGAAACUUCCAUUGUUAGAUCUAUAACAAUGUCAAAAUAAAUAACAAUAACUAAUCUAAGUGAAUACAGCGACCAGAUCAUAAUGAUAUCGAAGCAUUAUUUUAUUUAUUUUAUUUCAUUUUUCUUAUGUCUUUAAUAAUCUAACAAGUAGCUUGCGUGUUGAGGGGAUGUAUAGAAUUUUAGAUGUGAACUAUUUUGACAAUGAAGUGGCAAAAUGACAGACCUGCUGUAUAUACACGCAGUGGCAGAGUACAUAGAGACUUAGAGAUGUUCUGUAGCAUGAACUGAAGAUGUUUGUGUCUGUCAGGCAGAUGUGUGGCUAAAUGAAGUAUAUGACACACUGUUGUUAAAUAAAUGUUUAUGUUGCUUCAGA
Molecule: messenger RNA, 5465 nt
Organism: Cyclopterus lumpus (lumpfish)
Lineage: Eukaryota; Metazoa; Chordata; Actinopteri; Perciformes; Cyclopteridae
Gene: dnajc5ab
Product: DnaJ (Hsp40) homolog, subfamily C, member 5ab
Exons: 5
Coding region: 299-889 (196 amino acids)
Biological process (GO): regulation of synaptic vesicle cycle
Cellular component (GO): intracellular membrane-bounded organelle; membrane; presynapse
Source: RefSeq, a predicted model, not a curated record